UACAGACAUCAAUAAUAAUAGCACCAGUAGCAGCGGUUACCCGCUGAAACCCCGCGAAGGGGCAAAGCCCCGGCAAGCUCAACCAACAAUGUCGGUUCUCCAAAUCCCCCUCUCUUCUGCUCUCUCUCACUCCCUUUCUCUUCCACAACCUCAUUCACCCACCGACAUUCAAAAACCACCUCCUACCUUUUACUCCGACGCCGGCGAGCCCGUAUCGCCGUCUUCAUCAUGGGUCGAAACCCUUCGUUCUCACUCCCGCUCCAACUGCUUCCACUCCGCUCUUCGCACCUACGUCUCCAUGACCGCCGCCGGAGCCCUUCCUGACCAUUUUGCCUUCCCCGCAGCCAUCAAAUCCUCCGCCGGCGUCCAUGACCUCGCCUUAGGCCGCCAGCUCCACGCCGCCUCCAUCAAAUCCGGUUAUAUCUCGUCACCCGUCGCUGUUCCGAACUCCCUGCUGACAAUGUAUGCGAAGUGUGGCGAUUUACGCAACGCAAUCAAGGUGUUCGAUGGAAUAUCUGAACGGGAUCAAGUUUCCUGGAAUUCGAUAAUAUCUGCAUUGUGCUUGUUUGAGGAGUGGGAGAUGGCAUUGGAGUGCUUUAGGUUUAUGCUGGAGGAUGGUUUUCAUGAGAGCUCGUUUUCUCUUGUUAGUGUUUCACAGGCUUGUUCGAACCUCGGGAGGCUUGAUGGAAGAAGGCUUGCGAAGGAGCUGCAUGGGCACGGGCUUAGAGUGGGAUUGUAUUCUGAUGGAAAGACAUACACAUAUAAUUCCUUGAUAGGGCUUUAUGCUAAGUUAGGUAGUAUAGGGGAUUCAGUUGUUCUGUUUGAUAUGUUCGACAAUCCUGAUAUGGUCACCUGGAAUACGAUGAUCAGCUCUCUGGCGCAGAAUGAGCAAUAUAUGGAGGCAAUGGAUGUCCUGCAUCGAAUGGUUGUUGAUGGGAUUAAACCAGAUGGUGUUACACUUUCUAGCAUUCUCCCAGUUUGUACCCAUGCCGAUUGGUUGGAUUUUGGGAAGGAGAUUCAUGCUUUUUCCAUCAGAAAUGAUGGUUUGUGUGGGAAUUCAUUUGUUGCUAGUGCACUGGUGGACAUGUAUUGUAACUUUGGAGAGAUUGUGAAGGCCCGUCAUGUUUUUGAUGGAGUUUCAGAACAAAGAUUGGGGCUUUGGAAUGCAAUGAUCUCUGGAUAUUCACAGAAUGCAUUUGAUGAAGAGGCACUGAACCUUUUUAUCGUGAUGGAGGAUGCAGGGUUGUGUCCAAAUGCCACCACUUUAGCUAGUGUCCUCCCUUCUUGUGUGCGUUCCCAGGUGUUUAGCUCUAAGGAAAGCAUCCAUGGUUAUGUUGUGAAGAGGCGUUUAGAGUCUGACAAGUAUGUGCAGAAUGCUCUUAUGGAUAUGUACUCAAGGGUUGGAAAGAUGGAGGUUUCCUGGAAGAUAUUCAGCAGUAUGGGUUCUAGAGAUGUGGUUACUUGGAACACCAUGAUCUCAGGCUGUAUUGCUGCUGACCGGUUCACAGAAGCCUUUAAACUUUUGUCUGAGAUGCAAAUAACAAGAAAGAGAACUGCAGAUUGUGAAGAAGCAGGAGAAGAAAGUAAGAAUUCUGAAAGGCUUUAUCAUCACAGACCAAAUAACAUCACUCUGAUGAUUCUUCUUCCAGCAUGUGCCUCUCUAACAGCACUAACUAAGGGGAAGGAGAUCCAUUGCUAUGCUAUACGUAAUAUAUUAGAUUACGAUAUUGCCGUGGGUAGUGCUUUGGUUGACAUGUAUGCAAAAUGUGGGUGCCUAACUCUUUCUAGAAGGGUGUUUGAGAGAAUGCCCAAACUCAAUGUAAUUACGUGGAAUGUACUCAUCAUGGCAUAUGGAAUGAAUGGGCAUGGACAGGAAGCACUCAAGCUGUUCCAUGAUAUGGUGGCUAGAAGGGAAGUUAGGCCUAAUGAGAUUACUUUCAUUGCAGUUUUUGCUGCUUGCAGCCACUCUGGGUUGGUUAAUGAAGGCUUGGAAUUGUUUAAUAAGAUGGAAGUGGACUAUGGAGUAAAGCACAGUCCAGAUCACUAUGCUUGUGUAGUAGAUUUGCUUGGUCGUUCUGGGCAACUGGAAAAAGCAUAUAAACUCAUCAAGACAAUGGAACCUGACUCAAACCAGGCGGGAGCAUGGAGCAGCUUAUUGGGUGCUUGCCACAUUCACCGAGAUGUUAAACUUGGUGAAAUAUCUGCUAAUCAGCUCUUUGAGCUAGAACCCAAUGAGGCCAGCCACUAUGUUCUUCUUUCUAACAUAUUUGCAGCUUCUGGCCUGUGGGACAGGGCAGAUGAAGUUAGGAAGAGGAUGAAGGAGAUGGGAGUAAGAAAAGAACCAGGUUGCAGCUGGAUUGAAGUUGGUGACAAAGUCCACAAAUUCACUGCUGGGGAUUCAUUACAUCCGCAGAGCGCACGGCUGCAUGCAUACCUUGAUGUUCUAUGGGAAAAAAUGAGGAAAGAAGGCUAUGUGCCAGAUACAACUUGUGUUCUUCACAAUGUUGAGGAGGAUGAGAAAGAGAUUCUUCUUUGUGGCCAUAGUGAGAAACUGGCAAUAGCAUUUGGUUUACUGAACACACCUCCUGGUUCAACUAUUAGAGUUGCUAAAAACCUUAGAAUAUGCCAUGACUGCCACGAGGCCACCAAGUUCAUCUCUAAACUUUUAGAUAGAGAUAUCAUUUUGAGGGAUGUAAGAAGAUUUCAUCAUUUUAAGGAUGGAUUUUGUUCUUGUGGAGACUAUUGGUGACACCACUUACCAAUACCAAAAUGCAUCAGUUAGCACAGUGAGAAGCAUACAUGUGGCUGUCCAGUUGAGCAUUUAGUGUUUUGGAAUAAAAAUGGAAAAUAAAUUUAUACAACCUAUAUCAGCAGUAGGGAAUCAUAUGUUCUCUUUAAAGGAUUGAAUGCAUUAUUCUUUCUUCCCAUUUUAUUUCAGUUUCGACAAGUGUUUAGCAAGUAUAUUCUUCACUUUCUUCGAGAUCUCUCAAGUAGAUAUGGAUUGCUGAUGUCAUGAUUGGUCAAAGAAUGGGUGUCUGUCAUCAUGCUAAUCACAAUUAGGGCACCUAUUUUAAAUAGCAUGAUCUGAUUCUAUUGGAACUGUCAUAUUGAUAAGGUAAAAUUUACUAAUUUUGUCUAAUUGAGCAUGCGGGGAAUAUAAAUAUGCCUUAAGUUACAUGUAAAUAAAUAUGAAUUAUAUUUUCUUUUUGAUUGAUCUGUUCUAGC
This is a messenger RNA of Phalaenopsis equestris, 3225 nucleotides long. Its product is annotated as pentatricopeptide repeat-containing protein At3g57430, chloroplastic. Gene Ontology annotation, molecular function: zinc ion binding; protein binding; RNA binding. The transcript has 2 exons. The coding region runs from base 89 to 2749 and encodes 886 amino acids. The record is from RefSeq and is a predicted model, not a curated record. Gene Ontology annotation, biological process: RNA modification. Lineage: Eukaryota; Viridiplantae; Streptophyta; Magnoliopsida; Asparagales; Orchidaceae.